AUGACGAAGUGGGCAACUUUGAUCGCAGUUUUAAAACAAAAGAACUACGAGGAUGCCCUGGAAGAGCUUGCAGUGAUUCAAAACUACGAUGAUUUACAAGAUGCGUUGCAAGUUUUACCUUUCAAAUCUCUGAAUCAGGAUUUGCCGACAAGUUUGGUACUUUUAGAGAAGCUAUACGCAAAGUUUAUGUUGUUUGCGACCGACAAAGACGAGGGAAGAUUGAUAAUACGCCAUGUGUUUAAGGUGGAUUUUCUCUUGAGAAACUUUAUUCAAUUUGAGGUUGAAAAUGCUUUGAUUGGUGGGUUGGAACGGAACAUGGAAUGCGAAGAUUUGAUUGGUCACAUAAUGCAGGUGACAUUCUCAAUGGACAGGAGCGUUGUUGAGGAACUAACAAGUUAUGGUACCAGGUUAAAAUCCGCGCUUGAACAUUAUCAGAAUUGCAAAACGUUGAUAACGGAUUACGGUUUCGACGUGGAUGACAUCAAAAGCAAUCUUCAAACUUGUUUGACAAAAUAUCAUUUCUUUAUUCAUAAUCUUGAGUCUCUUAUCAGAGUAAGCAAGAGGAAGCACAGUGAGGGUAAAGGAUGUACAGUGGUGUACAAGGGGGGACACGAUACUCCAAGGAAAACCAGUAAAACACGAUACAACUCCAGUCACCUCACGCGCUCAAAGUCAUUGGUCACAGAUGUUACCUCACACAGAGGAAGUGUGGAGCGAGUACGCAAGAGACUGGUGUUUAACCAGGCUGUACUGGAUGUUAUUGAACCUUGCAAGGAGGAUAUUGAACAAGGGCCACGCUUGCUUCAAAAUUUAAAAGAACUAGUCGAGAAUGACAAUAAAUUUCUAGAUGCCAUAUCUGAGCUCUCUUCACAAAUAUCAAGUCCGUGUUUCGCUCAUAUCAAACUGGAAAGAAUUCUCAGCCAUUUUAUAAAUUCAUACGACACACUUCUUUCAUCAGUAGCGUCUUUAAAUGAAGCAAAUUUAAUUGAGACUGAGGAAUCUGGCCAAAAACGCGAUGGUAUUUCUAGAACGGAGGACGACGAGAAAUGUACUUUCAAAAAGGAAGAAAAGCCAACCACGGAGGACACACAAACUGGGCUGGUUAAUAAUGGCCUGAAGAUUGACGUUACGACGCCCUCACCGUUUUACCGACGUUUGAAAGCGAGACGGCCCCUAAGGACACAUUCUUGCAAAGAGCCAGGCUCAGAAAAGCGAGCAGAAAUUUUACCAAGAGUUCAUCACAAGAACGAGAGUGAAGUUCAAGAGUCGAAGUUAAAAGAGAAACUGGAAAUGAAAGAUAAACAACUGACAGAAACACGAGCUUUGGUAAAGAACUUGAAGAAACGCGAGGAACAGUUGUUGGAAAAAUUAACAGCACAAGCCAAGAACCAUUUGUUGAAAAGCGAGAAAUUUGAGAACGUUUCUGCAGAGUUUCCACGAACGGAACAACUGAUUAGGGAAUAUGAUGACUUGUAUUCUCAAUCACGACUUGAGGCGAUGGACGAUUUGGAUGACAUUGGGAGUUUGAAUUGUCUCGAGAGAAGUGAUGAGAUCAAAUCACAAAUAACAUUUGCAGUUAUGGUGGUAUCUUUCCAUCUUGUUGGACAAGAACUUGAGAGCAGAAAAAUGAAGAUUUACGCUCUCCUUGGAAUCAAACAGGAGAAAAAAGACGAAGACGAGUAUGCUUCUUUAAAAAACGAGAUCACACUUCAGUUUAGGAAAUCUGCAAGUGAAAUUGAUCUCAAACAUAUUGUUGAUGAAGUAUUGGAUGGACUAUUAUCAACAAUGUUUGAGUUCUCUGAGCUCUCUUUGUGUCAGCAAUUACGGCAUUUCGCGGAGGCCUGUGUACGAUUCUCAUGGACUAUUUCAACUCGUGUUCAACCGCUGAUAUUAAGUUACGACGAUACAAGCUUUACGUCAUCAAGCCACAGCAAAUCUCAUAACUCUGAUAAAGAUCGCAACGCAAUAAGAUAUCAUGUCUGGCCAGCGUUAUUAGACAGCCAGACAAACGCAGUCUUAUUUAAAGGCAUUGUGACAACGUAGUUUUCGCCCCUCGUUCCACUGCAGGCCAAGGAGUGACGAAUAGCUAUGUCGCAGCAAGGGGCAGAUUUUGCGAAGCUCGUUUUCUUCCGUGUCGAACGGACUUGUAAAGCUUGUUCAACACAACAUUAAUAUUUUGAUAAUUUCGUUUAUAGUAGAGUUCAUUGGUUAGUUUUUGCCGCAAAUCUGUCCAUGCCAUCAUAUUCUGCAUACAUUGCGCAGCGCAAAAUACAUGACGUCAUUAGGGUAACGAUAUUGCAUAUUAAAAUGAUAU
Molecule: messenger RNA, 2314 nt
Organism: Dendronephthya gigantea
Lineage: Eukaryota; Metazoa; Cnidaria; Anthozoa; Malacalcyonacea; Nephtheidae
Product: mitochondria-eating protein-like
Exons: 6
Coding region: 1-2043 (680 amino acids)
Biological process (GO): mitochondrial protein catabolic process; mitophagy by internal vacuole formation
Cellular component (GO): mitochondrial outer membrane
Source: RefSeq, a predicted model, not a curated record